AGAUGAAUGGAUACGAUAUUAUAAAAUGCGUCAAAGUAACAAACAACAACAAACUCGUUUUCGAGCAAAACUUUUGAAGAUUGAUUUGGAGAAGAAAGCUCUCUCUCAGGUUAUUGUUCUCAACCAGACAUUGAUUUCUUCAAUUUGCAUAUGUCCCUUCUUCGUCUUACGAAUUUCAUCAUAAGUUUCUUACGAAUUUUACUUCCUUAGCGAUGAAUUUAAUACUACGUUGACUUUUAUCUUCCUUUUGGAAAUGGCAUCGUCGUCGUCUUCUCUUCUUCUUCACUAUCCCACCUGCAAUUUCUACUUUGGCUCUUCCUCAUACCUUAAAAGACCGAGACUUUCGAGCUAUAGUUCGAUUAUCUCUCGUGGGUCUCCUUUGUUUGUCUCUGGCUUUGGAUCUAUGACCGUUAAAAGAUUCUCUAGCAGAGGCGGAGGUAGCAGCAAUGACGGUAACGAACAAUUUGGAGCUGCGGAGAAAGAAUCUUUCAUCAAUAAUUCGUCGGAAAUCCGGAAAGACUUGGUCGCCGGCGGUGGGAUUGAAGCUAUUGUUAAUCGUCUGAGCAAAUGGGUUGUGUCUGCUCUGUUUGGUUCAAUCAUUCUUCUAAGGCAUGAUGGUGCAGCCUUGUGGGCAGUCAUUGGAUCGAUUUCGAAUUCCGCUCUCUCUGUAGUUCUGAAACGUAUACUUAACCAAGAAAGGCCUGCUACAACAUUGCGCUCCGAUCCCGGGAUGCCAUCUUCUCACGCUCAAUCCAUUUCUUUCAUAUCUGUCUUUGCUGUUUUAUCCUUUAUGGAAUGGCUUGGAACCAACGGAGUGUCUUUGUUUCUUAGCGGCUUAAUCCUCGCAUUGGGUUCGUACUUUAUACGGUUAAGGGUUUCUCAGAAACUACACACAAGCAGUCAAGUGGUGGUGGGUGCCAUUGUUGGUUCUGUUUUCUGCAUCUUGUGGUACACAAUGUGGAACUCACUUCUUCGUGAAGCCUUUGAGUCAUCUCUACUAGUCCAAAUAUCUGUAUUUCUGUUUGCAGCUACAUUUGCACUAGCUUUCGCAGCGUACGUUGUACUUAACUGGUUCAAAGACGACAGAUAAGCAAAACAAAGCUUUACUUACCAAAGCUUAAAAUUGUAUCCCUCAAUUUCUUUUCAAAUUAUCAAUUCUGAGCCCGUUUGUGGAAA
This is a messenger RNA of Arabidopsis lyrata subsp. lyrata, 1176 nucleotides long. Its product is annotated as lipid phosphate phosphatase epsilon 1, chloroplastic. The transcript has 4 exons. The record is from RefSeq and is a predicted model, not a curated record. Gene Ontology annotation, molecular function: dolichyldiphosphatase activity. Gene Ontology annotation, cellular component: endoplasmic reticulum membrane; intracellular membrane-bounded organelle. NCBI's taxonomy places the organism in Eukaryota, Viridiplantae, Streptophyta, Magnoliopsida, Brassicales, Brassicaceae. Gene Ontology annotation, biological process: lipid biosynthetic process; protein N-linked glycosylation. Bases 254 to 1090 code for a protein of 278 amino acids.